UGCAUUCCUGCUUCGGACGCUGAAGGGCUGUCACCUUCCCCUGUCUCCACAGCCUCAGAAAAAGAAAAGAGACCUCAACCUUUCCACAUCACUUUUUCUUCUAGGAAACUAUUGAGCACAGGAACCCACUGGUUGUAAGACAGAUAGAACCAAUCUGCAGUUAAAGGACAGGAUUAGGAAUAGAGAUGGCUGCUGAACCAGUAGAAGACAAUUGCAUCAACUUUGUGGAAAUGAAAUUUAUUGACAACACACUUUACUUUGUAGCCGAAGAUGAUGAAAACCUGGAAUCAGAUUACUUUGGCAAGCUCGAAUCUAGAUUGUCAAUCAUACGAAACAUAAACAACCAAGUUCUCUUCAUUUCGCCACAAGACCACCCUGUGUUUGAAGAUAUGACUGAUGCUGACUGUGAAGAUAAUGCACCCCGAACGGAAAUUAUCAUAUCUAUGUAUAAAGACAGCCUUACUCGAGGCAUGGCAGUAACAAUCUCUGUGAGGUGCAAUAAAAUGUUUACUCUCUCCUGUGAGAACAAAAGUAUUGCCUUUAAGGAAAUGAUUCCUCCUGAUAGUAUCAAUGAUGAAGGAAGUGACAUCAUAUUCUUUAUGAGAAGCGUUCCAGGACAUCACAAUAAGAUAAAAUUUGAGUCUUCAUUAUACGAAGGACACUUUCUAGCUUGUAAAAAGGAGAAUGAUCUUUUCAAACUCAUUUUGAAAGAAAAGGACAAAUAUGGGGAUGAAUCUGUAAUAUUCACUGUUCAAAGCAAGAACUAGGUAUUAAAAUUGCAUAGCUUGAACUUCCUGAGUUUUUGUGGUUGAGAAAGUUUGUAAGAGUUUGAACCUAUAAUUGUAGUGAUGAAAUAAAAUGUAUAGUGGUCUCAAAAGAUAUUACUAAGAAAUUAAUAAUAAGCUUUCACAAAAUUGAAUUGACUCCCCCUUAUCUGGAUGAAUAAAAUAUUUGCAUAAUGUAAAAAAGAAUGCAUAGUUUGAAAACACAUUCUACAUUGUUAAUUGGAACACAGAUCAUACUCAAUGGAAGUGUUUUGAAUCUUUUGGGUUAUGUUGAAAGAUAUUGAUAUUUGAAUUUUUAAUUGUUAAGAAUAUCAUUAAAGCCAUUAAGAUUUUGCCCUGGCUGGGUGAUUCAGUUUGAUAGGGUGUCACCCCAUACACCAAAAGCUUGUAGGUUUGAUCCCCAUUUGGGGUGUAUAUGGAAGGCAAAUGAUCGAUGUUUCUCUCUUACAUGGAUGUUUCUUCUUUCUCCCUUUCUCUCUCACUAAAAUCAAUAAACUUAUCCUUGGAUCAGGACUAAAAAAUAUGUACCAUCCAGAUUUUAUAAAGAGACCAUUUCAGCUGACUAAUUUCUGUCAAAGUCAGGAUAUCUUUAAAAUUCAGAUUGAUCCUGAAUCUAGCAACAUAUAAAAAGGAUUAUACAUUCUGAGCAAGUGGCAUUCAAUCCAGGAAUGCAAAUGCUUUAAUAUUCUAAAAUCAAUUAAUAUAAUAUAUCAUAUUAAUAAAGAAUAAAAACCAUACAAUCAUCUCAGUAGAUGUAGAAAAGCCUCUGACAAAAGUCAAUUCAUAGCAAAAAUUCUCAACAAACUUGAAAAAGAAGAGAACUUUCUCAAUGUGAUAAAGGGCAUCUGUGAAAAACUUACCACUAACAUCAUACUUAACAGUGAAAAAAUAAUGCGAGAAUGUCAGCUCUUGCAACUUCUACUCAAUGUACUGGAAGUUCUAGCCAGUAUAAUCAUAAGAAAAGGAAAAGACACCUAGAUUAGAAAAAGAGAAGUAAAACUGUUCUUAUGUGAAGACAACAUGAUUAUUUAUGUAGAAGAUCAGAAUACACACAUGUGUGUACAUGCACACAGACCCCUAUUAAAACUGAAGAAGCUCAGUGAGGUUGCAGGAAACAAGACUAAUAUAUGGAAAUAAAUUGUAUGUCUACAUAUGAGAAUGUACAAUUAAUUCCAUUCAUAAGAGUACUAAGAGAUAUAAAUAUAAAUUCAGCAAAAGAAGUGUAAAACUUAUAUAAUAAAGUUUUCAGAACAUUGUUGAGGGAAAUUUAAUAUGAUCUAAAUAAGUGGAGAGACAUUCCACAUUCAUUGAUUGGAAGACUCAGUAUUGUUAAGAUGAUAGUGCUCCCCAAAUUGAUGUAUGGAUUCAACUCAAUCUCUGUCCAAGUUCCAGCCGGAUUUUUUGCAGAAAUUGAUAAAUUGUACCUGAAAUGUAGAUGGCAAUCAAAAAGACAGAAUAGCAAAAACUUUUUAAAAAAGAACAAAGUUGGAAAACUUUCAUUUCCUAAUCUUAAAAUUUAAUGUAAGUUCUCAGAACUUUCUGGUACUGACAUAAGCAUAAACAGAUCAAUGGAACAGAUUUCUGAGUUCAGAAAUAAAUCCUUAUAUUUAUGGCCAGUUGAUUUUUGACAAAGACUUUUGACGAAGAUAGAAAGGAGGGUUUUCAACAAAUGGUGCUAGGACAAUUGGAUAUCCACAUUCCAAAAAUAUGAACACAGAACUUUACCUAACACUAUAUAAAAAUUAAUUCAAAAUGGAUCAGAGACACUAAUGUAAACUAAAGCUAUUAAACUUUAAGAAUAAAACAGGAGAAAAUGUCAAGACCUUGGGUUAGGCAAGGUUUUUUUAGGUCCAACAAAGAAGUUAGGUCCAUAAAAGAAAAAACUGAUAAACUGGACUUAAUCAAAAUGAAAACUUAGGGAGUGAAACUGGGCAAAGGGUACAUAGGAUCUAUCUUUGCAACUUCCUGUGAAUCCUUAAUUAUUUCAAAAUUAAAAAUUGUUUAGAAACAACUUUACAUUCUAAAGACAUCAUUAAGAAAAGAAAAAGAUAAGACACAGACUAGAGAAAAUAUUUGUCAUCAUAUAUAUGGCAAGAAAAAAAUUGUAUCCAGGAUAUACAAAAAAGUCUUACAACUGAAUAAGAGGACAAUUCAGUUUUUAAAUGUGCAAAAGAUUUGAAGAGACAUAUUUCAAAAAGACAUAGAAAUGGUUCAUAAGCACAUGAAAAGAUGAACAUCAUUAGUUCUUGGAGAAAUAUAAAUUAAAACCACAAUGAAUUACCACUUCCUAGCCACCAGGAUGUUUAUGAUCAUAAAGACAGACAAUAACAAGAUAACAAGUAGCAAAAAUGUUAAGAAACAGGAAUUCUCAUACAUUACUGAUGGGAAUGUGAAAAGUACAACUCCUUUGGGAAAGAUUUUCAGUUUCUUACAAAGUUGAAUACAAAUUUUUCACAUGAGCCAGCAAUUCCAUUCCUACAUAUCUAUUCAAGAGAAAUAAACCAUGUUCCCACAAAAACUCAUACAAUAAUGUUCAUAUCAGCAUUAUUCUUAAUAGCCAAAAAGUGGAAAGAGCCCAAAUACCCAUCAGUUGGUGAAGAGAUAAACAAAAUAUGGUAUAUCCAUAAUGAAAUACCAAUACUAAUAAAAAAAAGUGUAAAAUACAGAUACUUGCUACAAUGUGAAUGAACUUUAAAAAGAUGCUAAAUGAAAGAAACCAAACAGAAAAGAUUACAUAUUACAUGAUUCUAUUUGUACAAAAUGUCCAGAAAAGGAAAAUCUACAGAGAAGUGAAUUCAUGUUUGCCAGGGUUCUGGUGGGAAGGGGGAUGAAUUGUAAACAGACAUGAAAGAUCUUGGAGAGAAGAAAAUGCUCUAAAACUGGAUAUGGUGAUGGUUGAACAACUAGGUAAAUUUACUAAAAAUCAUUAAAUGGUACACUUAAAAUGGGUAAACUUACAAUAUAUAAAUUAUGCCUUAAUAAAGUUAUUUUAAAAACAAA
Messenger RNA from Phyllostomus hastatus (greater spear-nosed bat), 3785 nucleotides. It is a transcript of the gene IL18, whose product is annotated as interleukin 18. NCBI's taxonomy places the organism in Eukaryota, Metazoa, Chordata, Mammalia, Chiroptera, Phyllostomidae. Gene Ontology annotation, molecular function: cytokine activity. The coding region runs from base 186 to 767 and encodes 193 amino acids. The record is from RefSeq and is a predicted model, not a curated record. Gene Ontology annotation, biological process: inflammatory response; immune response. The transcript is spliced from 7 exons.